AUUUUUGUGAUUUGUGAUUUUUGUGGUCUUUUUUCUUCAAGCUGCUUGCUGGUUGCCGUAAUCUUAUUGAUCCCGUGAUUCAAAGAAAAUGGUAACCUUUGCUGCACGGCACUUAAAAUAAUUUGUUUUUUAAAACGGGCAGCGAAGAAAAAUGCUAAAACCGAAGGUUUUAUCCGAUGUAUUGUCUCAGGCAAAUACUGGGGGAGUAAUAAGUACGAUGCUGCUUAAUCAUGAAGGGUCCUUGUUGGCGUAUGCUGGAACUGAUGUAUACAAAGAUGCUAAAGUAACUGCUGCCGUAGCAUCAAAUAUUUGGUCUGCAUAUGAAAAAGGUGGAAAGAUGGCAUUUAACAAUGAAGGACUUGAGUAUAUGUUCAUGGAUUGCGACGAAGGAAAAGUCACUGUAACAAAGAUAUCUGGUAUUCUUUUGUGCAUGUAUGCAAACACGGAUGUUGGCUUUGGUAUUUUAAAAUUAAAAAUGGAAAAAUUAGGGGAAUUUUUAAAGGAGCCUCUGCUGCAAUCACUCUCAUAACAUAAACUGUUUGUCAAAUUGCUUGAAUGAUUUACCAACCGACGAUCUGUAUGUAAAAGUCUUCCAUCUCAACGAUGUAUCGGUAGACAUUUUAUGUGCAUAAUUUUAACCCUGGCAUUAUUAUUAGUUGUCUCAUAUAGAUAUAAAAUCACCAUCGUAUGUUUAACACAUUGUUUUCAUACAUAAAGGCUCUAUUAAACGUCCCUCUAGGAAUUAAAAAA
Messenger RNA from Hydractinia symbiolongicarpus, 750 nucleotides. Its product is annotated as ragulator complex protein LAMTOR2-like. Gene Ontology annotation, molecular function: guanyl-nucleotide exchange factor activity; molecular adaptor activity. The record is from RefSeq and is a predicted model, not a curated record. Bases 152 to 529 code for a protein of 125 amino acids. The transcript has 5 exons. Lineage: Eukaryota; Metazoa; Cnidaria; Hydrozoa; Anthoathecata; Hydractiniidae. Gene Ontology annotation, biological process: positive regulation of TOR signaling; cellular response to amino acid stimulus. Gene Ontology annotation, cellular component: Ragulator complex.